CCCCACCUUUCUGCAAAUUCUUGGAGAUUAUACUCAAAGAAUCUCUAGUGAAAAACAUUAAAUCAUUGAAUCUCAAAUCCUGUAAAUUUUGUAAAAAUGAAGAUGGCUGAUGGUACUAGAAUUCUUCGAAGAAAUCGGCCAGGGACCAAAGCAAAGGACUUUAGCCGUUGGGCUGAAGAGCCGUUUGAAGAGAUGGACUCGACGUUAGCAGUUCAGCAGUACAUUCAGCAGCAAAUCCGCAGGGAACCGGGCAACAUCGAACUGAUCCUGACACCUCCAGACGCUCAGGACGAAGGUGUCUGGAAGUACGAACACCUUAGGCAAUUCUGUAUGGAGCUGAACGGUCUGGCUGUAAGGCUGCAGAGGGAGUGCCAGCCCGAUUCCUGUACACAGAUGACGGCCACAGAACAGUGGAUUUUCCUCUGCGCCGCGCACAAGACGCCCAAGGAGUGUCCGGCCAUUGACUAUACGCGACACACACUGGAUGGUGCUGCCUGCCUGCUCAACAGCAAUAAGUACUUUCCCAGCAGGGUGAGUAUCAAAGAGUCAUCUGUCGCCAAACUGGGAUCUGUGUGCCGUAGAGUCUACAGGAUCUUCUCUCAUGCCUACUUCCACCACAGAUCUAUAUUUGACGAUUUUGAGAACGAAACGUUCCUGUGUCGAAGAUUCACGUCGUUUGUGACCAAGUACAACUUGAUGUCGAAGGACAAUCUGAUUGUUCCAAUUCUGGAGGGAGAGGGAGGGGGUGUGAGUGGGGAGUCAGAGGCCUAGACACUAUCUACAUCUACCAUCUUCAGUUCAGUUCUUGCUGGUGCCAACUUCUCCAUUUUGUUCCACUUUUACACAUGUGAACAUUCUGAAAUCUUUUAAUUUAUCGAGACACUUGUUUACAUCAGUGUGAUUUUUUUUGUUAUCCUUAGGUUUAAAUAAAUAAUUUAUAUUAGUUAAAAGUCA
Molecule: messenger RNA, 954 nt
Organism: Homalodisca vitripennis (glassy-winged sharpshooter)
Lineage: Eukaryota; Metazoa; Arthropoda; Insecta; Hemiptera; Cicadellidae
Gene: Mob4
Product: MOB kinase activator-like 4
Exons: 5
Coding region: 97-771 (224 amino acids)
Cellular component (GO): cytoplasm
Source: RefSeq, a predicted model, not a curated record